GAAAGCUUGCUGAGGAGUCUGAUUCGCUCGAUGCCUCUCUCCUCUCUCUCCUCCCAUCUCUGUGUCUGUACAGAGUGCGCGCGUCUCUCGUGGAGCGUGUCGUCGACCGAUCGAACAAGCGCUGCUCUUCCUCGACGCAUUCCUCGCGGAAACUUGAUUUGAUAGGCGGGUUUUCGAUUUCUCGCUGAGCGCAUUGAUUUCAGUCGCUCGCGAUGCCGGGGUUGGAUUUCCAAGGAGAAAGAGAGCAAUGCCGAGAGUUUCUCAAAACCUAUGUGGAUGACUACGGAGAAAUCAAGUAUAUGAACCUUCUGCAACAGGUGGCAAAUCGGAAGCAACGUACCGUCGUCAUCGAUGUCGAUGACAUAAGAGGAUUGAAGGGCUUGGAUACAUCUUUUGUGGAAGGUCUGGAGAACAACACCAGACGAUACUUGGGUCUUUUCGCAGAGGCCAUUGAUGAACUCCUACCUGAGCCGACGGUGCCCCUGCCCAGAGACGAUGAUUUUGAAAUCUACUUGCGGCAACGCACGGAAGAAACUGAGGAUAGGACGGAUAACCGCGGUGAUCCACAACACAAGCUGCCUCCUGAGAUCAAGCGGUCCUACGAGGUGCACAUAAAAGCGGGGUCCAAAGAGAAGCCACAAACUCUGCGAGACGUGAAGGCAUGCCAUAUAGGGAAACUAGUGAAGGUGAAGGGUAUAGUCACUCGAUGCACCGAUGUAAAACCACUCAUUCAGGUGGCUGUUUACACUUGCGAGCUGUGUGGUUUCGAGAUAUAUCAGGAAGUGACGGCCCGGACGUUUAUGCCUCUGUUCGAGUGCCCCUCGACGAGGUGUCGUUCUAACAAUGCCAAGGGCCGCGUAAGCCUUCAAGUUCGUGCGUCCAAAUUCCUGAAGUUUCAAGAGGCUAAGAUUCAGGAACUGGCAGAAAAUGUUCCAAAGGGGCACAUACCGAGAACCAUGUCUGUGCACAUUCGUGGAGAGCUAACUCGGCAGGUUGGUCCUGGAGAUUUGGUGGAGAUAUCGGGGAUAUUUUUGCCGAUUCCUUACACUGGAUUUCGAGCAAUGCGUGCUGGGCUCGUGGCUGACACUUAUUUAGAAGCAAUGUCAAUUUGCCACUCCAAAAAGCGUUACGAGGAAUAUGUCAUGGACGCGGAUGAACAGUACCAGAUUGAACAACUUGCCAAAGAUGGAGACAUUUACUCAAAGCUUGCCUCUUCAAUAGCUCCGGAGAUAUUUGGUCACGAGGACGUGAAGAAGGCUCUUUUGCUUCUUCUAGUUGGAGGCCCCACUCGUCAGCUCAAGGACGGAAUGAAGAUUAGGGGUGACAUUCACAUUUGUUUGAUGGGAGACCCUGGAGUGGCGAAAAGUCAGCUAUUAAAGCACAUCGUCAGCAUAGCUCCUCGUGGUGUAUAUACAACGGGACGUGGAAGUAGUGGUGUCGGUCUGACUGCUGCUGUCACCCGUGACUCCAUUACGAAUGAAAUAGUUCUCGAAGGAGGAGCCUUGGUGCUGGCAGACAAUGGUAUCUGUGCUAUUGAUGAGUUCGAUAAGAUGGAAGAGUCCGAUCGUACUGCUAUUCACGAGGUGAUGGAACAGCAGACUGUGAGCAUUGCGAAAGCUGGAAUCACAACAUCUCUGAAUGCACGUACAGCCGUCCUUGCGGCCGCCAAUCCUGCAUGGGGUCGAUAUGACAUGAGGAGGACACCUGCAGAGAAUAUCAACCUUCCGCCAGCCCUUCUUUCUCGAUUUGAUCUCAUGUGGCUCAUCCUUGACCAUGCCGAUAUGGACAGUGAUCUUGCAUUAGCCCGUCAUGUUUUGCACGUUCAUCAGUUUUCUGCUCCUCCAGCCCUGGACUUCACUCCUUUGGAUUCAUCAACUCUAAGGGGAUAUGUAGCAUUAGCAAGGAGGGUCACACCCUAUGUCCCCGAAGAUCUAUGUGAGUACAUGGCGAGCGCCUAUGCCACACUGCGGCAGGAAGAAGUUCAAAGCGAUGCCCCUCACUCGUACACCACCGCUCGGACCCUUCUUAGCAUCAUACGCGUCUCGGAGGCCCUCGCACGGUUGAGAUUUUCUGAUAUGGUCGUGCAAAGUGAUGUUGAUGAGGCACUAAGGUUGAUGCAAAUGUCGAAGUUCUCCCUCUAUGCCGAUGAUCAAAAGAAGAAGGGUCUUGACGCCAUCUCUGACAUAUAUUCCAUCAUACGUGACGAGGCCUCUAAAGCUCAUAGUUUGGACGUCACUUAUGCCAAUGCCCUGAAUUGGUGUUCAAGAAAGGCUUACACAGAAGCACAACUGAAGGAAUGCUUGGAGGAGUACGCAGUUUUGAACGUCUGGCAGAUUCAUCCCGACACCUUUGACAUCCGCUUUAUUGACGCUUAACAAAAGUUUAGCCUCUAGCACAAAUAGUGACACCUUUGACAUCCGCUUUAUUGACGCUUAAGAAAAGUUUAGCCUCUAGCACAAAUAGUUUAUCAGACCUACCAUUCGUUCACAGAAGAGCCCGUACUAGGUUGUACAGAAAUUCGUUAAAUACCAACAUCUGUGGUUUGCUACUUCAAGUCACUCAAGGACGCCCUUACUGUAGUUAUUUUCCAUCCGCAUCCCUUUUGCCUUGUACAACAACCGAACUCAAGAUGUAUCACUCGGUGUCCUGUUAUGCUUAUACCAUUCUUUAGCAAGGUUCCUAU
This is a messenger RNA of Marchantia polymorpha subsp. ruderalis, 2683 nucleotides long. NCBI's taxonomy places the organism in Eukaryota, Viridiplantae, Streptophyta, Marchantiopsida, Marchantiales, Marchantiaceae. The record is from the annotation of a GenBank genome assembly.